This is a messenger RNA of Fukomys damarensis (Damara mole-rat), 6861 nucleotides long. RefSeq names its product carbohydrate sulfotransferase 12 (gene Chst12). Gene Ontology annotation, molecular function: sulfotransferase activity. Gene Ontology annotation, cellular component: membrane. The transcript is spliced from 2 exons. Gene Ontology annotation, biological process: proteoglycan biosynthetic process; carbohydrate biosynthetic process. Lineage: Eukaryota; Metazoa; Chordata; Mammalia; Rodentia; Bathyergidae. The record is from RefSeq and is a predicted model, not a curated record. Bases 126 to 1385 code for a protein of 419 amino acids.
GGCGGCGCGGCGGAGUGUGACUGGGAAUUCCACGCGGAUGCGGGUUCUCCUCAGAGCAAUGCCCUGGCUCUCUGGGAAGCUGAAGUGAGAGGGUCCAGGUACGGGCCCAGCCCGGGCCGGGCAGCAUGACCAAGCCCCGGCUCUUUCGGCUGUGGCUGGCGCUGGGCUCUGUCCUCAUGGUCCUGCUCAUCAUCGUGUACUGGGACAACGUGGGCACUGCCCACUUCUACCUGCACACCUCCUUGUCCAGACCCCACGCCCUGGCGCCCCUCCCAACCACCGGGCAGGGGGAGGACGCGGAGUUCACCUCCGAUGUGGACGAAUUUCUAGAUAAGCUGCUCAGUUCUGGCGCAAAGCAAAGCGAGCUUUCCAAGAAAAAGACCAAACAGCCUCCAGCGCUGGCCUCCAGCAAGCCUGCACUGAGUCGCAUGGAAGAGAGCGUAAGGGGCUAUGACUGGUCCUCCCAGAAUGCCCAGCAGCGCUCCGAUGCAGGCCUGCAGCAGGCCGAGCGCAGGAGCAUGCUGCGCCACUUCUGCGCCAACUCCAGCCUGGCCUUCCCCACCAAAGAGCGCUCCUUUGAUGACAUCCCCAACUACGAGCUGAACCACCUCAUCGUGGACGACCGCCACGGUGUCAUCUACUGCUAUGUGCCCAAGGUGGCCUGCACCAACUGGAAGCGCGUGAUGAUCGUGCUGAGCGAGAGCCUGCUGGACCGCGGCGCCCCCUACCGCAACCCGCUGGACAUACCGCGCGAGCGCGUGCACAACAGCAGCACGCACCUGACCUUCAACAAGUUCUGGCGCCGCUAUGGCAGAUUCUCCAGGCACCUCAUGAAGAUCAAGCUGAAGAAGUACACCAAGUUCCUCUUCGUGCGGGACCCCUUCGUGCGGCUCAUCUCGGCCUUCCGCAGCAAGUUCGAGCUGGAGAAUGAGGAGUUUUACCGCAAGUUCGCGGCACCCAUGCUGCGUCUCUACGCCAACCGCACCAGCCUUCCCGCCUCGGUGAGCGAGGCCUUCAGCGCAGGCCUCAAGGUCACCUUCGCCAACUUCAUCCAGUAUCUGCUGGAUCCCCACACUGAGAAGCUGGCGCCCUUCAACGAGCACUGGCGGCAGGUGUACCGCCUCUGCCACCCAUGCCAGAUAGACUACGACUUCGUGGGGAAGCUGGAGACGCUGGACGAGGAUGCCGCCCAGCUGCUGCAGCUGCUCAAGGUGGAUGCGCAGGUCCACUUCCCCCCGAGCUACCGGAACAGAACUGCCAGCAGCUGGGAGGAUGACUGGUUCGCCAAGAUCCCCCUGGCCUGGCGGCGGCAGCUCUACAAGCUCUACGAGGCAGACUUUGUUCUCUUCGGUUACCCCAAACCUGAACACCUGCUCAGAGACUGAACGUCACUACAACAGCAGUCAGGGGUGUCCCCUCCAGCCCGUGGGGCCCUGCCGGGAACCUGAGUGGGGCGCUGGGGCCAAGCUGUCUCCUUGGCUUCCUUGACCUCUUGCGGAGUGUCACACGCCCUGCUGGGCUUCAGAGAGUCUGUUCACCUCGAGUGCUCAAGGCUUUAUACAACCCACAGCUUUGCAGUCUGGGCUUGCUGUUCACUACACAGCCUGUGCUCACUGAGCACUGUGUUGAUACUGUUUUCUAAGAUUAAUAUAUUUCAGAUAUUUAAUAUGAAAGUGGAGGAAAGCCAGAGUAAAGUGUGCAGCUGCGCUCUUGCUGCUCUGUGUUUCUUUGGGUUGGGCACCAAGCACACAUGGUGGAUGGGGACAUUGGUAAAUGGGGAUCCCAGGCCUCACACCCCACUAGGGGAGGAGGCUUCAUGUUGUCUCAGUGGGGAGAAGGAACCUAAAUCUGAAAGCAGGGUGUUGUAGUCAUUUUUCACAACUGGGCUGGAUAUUUUAUAAAGAAAAGAAGUGUAUGAGCUCCUUGUUUGGAGGUUCAGCAGUACGGCACCAGCAUCACCUUGGCUCUCAUGAGGACUUCAGGGUGGAGGCAAUGUCAGGGGUCACAUCACCAGAUGGGCUGUCAGAGUACAACUGGUGUCCUGUAUCUCCUUUCAAGAGCCUGACCCCCUGAACCUCAGGACUCUACCUACGCCCACCGUGGAGGACCAAGCUUCCCACACAUAGCUCUCUGGGGGGCACACCCAGACCUCAGCACAGGCCUUGCUUGUAUUUUUAAAAGGGUGGCAGGCAAAUCCUUUAAAAGUGAAAGCCUUUGUAUAGAUGAUGCAUCUGGAAGGUGCAGCCGCCAGGUCUUCUGGGCUUUCUGAGAUCAGGUGAGGUCAGGUCAGGUUGUAGAGAAGCUGUCUUUGGGUCAGAGCCACAGAGGAGGCCAGCAUCCCUAUCCAGCCAUCCCUUAGUUACAGCUGUCCCCAUCACAGCCAGCAGAAGUGGUGUCACAGGUGUCCCCAGGGUACUGUUACCACAGGUCCAUUGUCAACAGGGAGCUCAGGUAACAGGUAGACUAAAUGGUUCAGCUCCAGUACCAUUUGUCCUCAGGACACAGCUGACCUUGAAUGCUCAGGUGUGUGCAUGGGAGUGUGGGGGGUGAAGCCCAAAAAGGUGCCUCAGGAGGCCCCUUAAGCACCAAGCCACAGCCUUCUGCGGGCUGACCUUGUAACCACACUUGGCUGCAGAGCUUCUUGCUGUGAGCAGCACACUGGCCUUGUCUUUUCAUUCAUAGUUUUUGGUCAGCACUUCCCAGUUCCUGGAGUGCUUGGCAGUGCUCUGUUGGGGCAUCAACUAAAUCUCUGCUAUGCAAUGUCCCUGCCUGUCCCCAGUUUCCAGGUGGGAUAGAGGCUCUGAAGUCUGUGGCUGCUGGGUGACCCUGGACUCCGUCUCCUCCAUACUGAAAAUCAUCACCUUCCUUUGGUGGCUGUUGAAGUGAAUGCUAGCCACAUUCACUCGCCCACCCAGUUCUUAUGCAAGGCUACCACCUGGGCCCAGGGGUGUGAUGGCAGACAAGGUCCCCAGGCCGUGAGAGAUGAGCUCCGGAAGAGGGGCCACCCCACUCUACUGGAGGGAAGAUAUCAUUUCCUCUGAUUCUCUGUCACGUCUCUGGCCCACAGUAUAGUAGCCUGCACAGAAAUCUGACUGUUGUUUCUCUACCAAAAUAAAACAAUUUAAAAAAUAGUAAAUUAGAUAAUUUAACCAAACAAUCUCAGAGCAGAAAUGUUUAACUGUACUUACAUCUGUCGUGGAGCCUGUGUCACCUUCUGUACUGCAGUCAGCAGCCUGGGUCUGAACACUGCAUCGUGGUGCACAGAAGCCCAUCUGGCAGGUCUCCAUCGAGCCCCUAACUGAGCAGCCACAGAGCUGGCCGGGCCUGCUGACAGCCAGCAGAAAUCUGUGCCAGGAGGAGCCUCCACCCCACCUUCAUGCUGCAUCUCCCACUCUAUCCAGCUCUGGCCCAGAGAGCUUGUGGCCAGCUGUGCCCCACCUAGAAGCACCAUCCUGAGACUCAGAGCAUCAGGGAAGGAAUUAGGGCAGGGGAUAGAGGCACAUAGACCUCCAGCUGAUUCAAGUUCCUGAACCUAGAUUCACCUACACUUUCCAGGUGUGGGGACUGGUAAGUAUCCACUUGCUUAAGCUAAGGUGAAUUGGAUUUGUGGCAUUUAACAAGAUCCUGACUCACCCAUUAGUUUGUUAAUUAAGGUAUUGGCAUUUGAUGAACUAGGAUUGAAGACAUUGCAUUAAUGGAGAGUCACGUGACCUCUGAGGACACAGGUCAGCAUUCCCUGGGGCACUGGUGAUUUAUUAGUAUUCUGAAAUAGUAUAAAUAUUCUCUUAUUCUACCAAGACCCAAUGAUGGGGACGAGGUAUCCCCCGGUUUAGACCAGCAGAGACUAAUCAGAGAUUGUGAGAGAUUUUCCUCCUUGUGAAUUCCUGCAUCACUGAGAAGGAAGCUGGUGAGGACGCAAUAUGUGGUCAGAGGCCUAGAUGAUUCAGUGUGGUGCCAUCUCGAGAGCCGUUGUUCUCCAUGAUGGUAGCAUCACGCCUGUCUGACAAGGUCUGCUGGCUGAUGUUGAUAGUGAUGAAUGGAUACAGCCUCGCUUCUUUCUGCUCUUUGCAUCUUCAGACAGGGCUGUGGGUGCUGGCAGGAGCUGGCAGAGGGCAGGACUGUAGUGAUGCACAGAGGUUUGAGAAGUAGGCUUGGAAAGCCUUCCCUGGCCCAGGUCUCUGGGUGGAGCUGAAUCUGAACCAGGACCUGAACCUGCACGUUAGGGACUGCCUCCCUCACACAAGCCCAGGCUGGAGUCAGAGCUACCCUGGGGUUUGACUAGAAGGGUCCUCAGCUGGGUGGGCAGUGCUCAGGCCUGUGCCUAGCCUGAGGUGCCUGCAGCACAAGGAGCUAUGAACCAGCUGGUGAGCUGGCAUUCCUUAUUUAUAGUUACCUUCUUCAGAUGGGAAUGCAUCAACACACCAGUAGAUUUUUGUGCAUUGAAAACACAAAAGAGCUUCACACUCAGGUCCAUCUGGUAGAAUUUAAAGGACAACCUAGAAACUGGUACUGUUCUGUCUCCUGCAUUUGUCUUGGGUGGGGUUUCUGCAGGGUAUGAGAUUUCUACCUCACACCUGGUCUUAUGUCAGUGUCUAGAAGUACCCUGAAAUCCUUUGAUAAAGGCAGGGAGGCCUGGUUUUGUUUUGUUUCGUUUUUUUUUUCCUUCUCUAAAUAUGGUCUAAAAACUCAGUUGUGCCUUUCUGGGUUCUGGACAAUAUUCUGUUUCAAAGGUUCAAAGCAUGGAGCCCUGAGCUAAGUAAAUCCCUAGACCUUGCUCCUUGGAGGCUGACCCUGCCCUCUGAAGAAUUCUCACAGGGCCUGCAGUGGGCAGGCCAGAGUAAAGGCAAGAGAGAGUGAGUGGGUGUGGCCUCAUUAGUAUCAGGCCCUCCCAGAUGUAGAAAGCAGUACAGCUGUUCUUGCACAUUGAGAAAUAGUUGUUUUCACUGCGUAAAAUAAUGAUUUUUAAAAAGCCAUUGUAUUUUAUUAUUACAUGGCAGGCCCUUCUGUCUAGGGAAGGGACUUCUCAGAGUAAAAAAGUUGAUCCUGUAAGAACAUUUCCUUGGAUGAACUGGGACCGGUAGUGGGGAUGGCUUCCCUUGGUGUUCAUUUCAGCUCUAACACUGGUAACAUGCACAUCAAUAAGGGCACCAUUGUAACCGUGUGUAAGUGCACAUCUGGGCCCCUGAGCAUAUCCACACUGGUACGUGGCCUCACUGCUGUCCACCCCUAGAACUGCCACCUUCCCAACCUGAAACCACACCUGCGCAGCAAUUCUUUGUCCCACCACCCUGCUUUCUGUCUGCAGGAAUCUGAAUUCUCUAGGGAUCUCACAGAUGUGGAGUCACACAGAACCUGUUCUUUUGUGUCCAGCUUGUUUCAGGGUCAUCCAUGUCACCCUUCACUGCUCACAGUGAUACUCAGUGGCCUUCCUGGAGGAACAAAACAUGACAAGUGUGCAAACACCAAGUGGCAAAUGCAAUCAAGGAUUCCAUGCCCCAUCUCAUGGCAUCCCCAGGCUCGUGCCCUGUAGCCCUGAGCCACACAUAGGCCAGAGGUGCACGUGGCCUCCAAAAGAAAACAGGCUCAGAGGGCUGGUGACAGGCAGACACUCAAUGCCUGGUUUGGGAAUUCUUUGGGGAGAUUGCAGGUGGAGGUUUUUUGAGAGACAAACAGAAAGCAAAACUCCAGGAGCCUCCUGGCCUCCGACAGUGCCAUGGGUGCCUUUACAGUGUGAGAACUUUCGCAAGGGCUGUCAGCCAUCCCAGCUUUCUUCUCAGGAAAAUUCUAGUGGAAAAUGUGACUUUGAUGAAACCUCUUUUAUUUCAAGGCUCUUUGUAAAAAUUGAUGUCUCAAGCCAAGUGUGAUGAUGCAUGCCUGUAAUCCCAGAAUUCAGGAGGCUGAUGCAGGAGGAUCACCAUGAGUUCAAAGCCAGCCUGGGUUAUAUAUUGAGUUCUAGGCUGGCUUGAAUCACAUAGUGAGACUCUGUCUCAAAACAAUAAAAAUAAGAAUUUGGGGCUUAAAAAGCAAUCUGGACAGAACUGUUGCCAUUUCAGUUGGUCUCAUUCCAAAGUGUCUUGCUUCCGGGUUUCCAGAAAUUUGGUGUUUUGAAACUCUAGGGUACAGACUUGCACAGUAGGUUUUCAAGUAUCAACUAUCGAGUUCAAAGUAGGCCGGUUUUGAAAGUGGUUUCUAAAAGGUUUGGUUGAAAAAUAUUUUUGUUCUAAGAUGUUCCAGAAAUGUCUCCCAAAGCUGAGAGCCACUGCCCAGGCAGAGGGUGUUCCCCAUGCGCUCGUGCUCCUCAGGGAGCUGAGGACACAGCUCGUGGCAACGUGUUUUUCCUUUCAGAAGCCCAUUCAUGGGGGGACAUUUCCUCUCCUAUCCUUCUCUCCAAGGGCAUUCUGCAGAAGGUGCUCACCCCUGGAAGGCUGCUGCUCUCCCCUAGACCCCAUUCAUUGUGACCUCAGCCCACACACUGUGUCCCUGAGCAUAGAAACAUCCCUUCAGGACAGUGUCAUUCAGGACCAGAUAAGAAAGGGCUGCCUGCUUGGGAAAAGGCUUGUAUGAUGGAAACACAGGACAAUAGAAGGUUCUGUAAAAGUCAUGAGCUUAUGGUUAUGAGACCCAGAAGUACAACAGAAGUGAACAUCAGAGAGGCCUCUCUGAGGCUCCUCAAUGAAAAUUGAAGCCCACUGGGAAAGUGAAGAAAAUCUCUUGAAUAAAGGCACCACGGUGAUUGGUAAGUUGGUGGGAUCAGCUCCUCCCAUAGAAACCCAGACUCGCUCAGGGUGGAGGACAGCUGGAAGCUGCAGUAGAACCUUGUAGAUUUCAAUCCUGCAGGAGGUCAGGGACCUCAGCUUGGGC